GUACAUUCAUCCACCCAUCAACCUAUCAGUACAUCGUACCUCUACAUGAUCAUUCAGCAAUAUGGUAGUGAGCAUCUCGUCAUGCCCGACCGAGAUAAUUCAAAUGAUUGCCGUGGCUGCUGAUCCUACCGACCUGGCAAACCUACGCCUCGUCAGCAAACAAUGGUGCGCCGUGUCGAGCAGGCUUUUCGGGCUUGCGAACCUUCGCCAUCCUCGUUUUAUUAUAUCGCCCUACAGCUUGCAAGGUCUAGUGGAUCUCACAGCUCAUCCGAUAUUCGGUCCAUGUGUUGAGUCCGUUAACAUUGGCUCAUAUCGAUUGAAGAAGCACUUGGUGAACACGCAACCUCACCUCGAUAUCAAUCAUGCAAAUGCUGCAGCCCUCAUACAAUUUCGGUUCGAACAAACUGGCUCGCAUCUCAAUCUUCUGGCCCAGGCUUUUGCGAACUUGCGCGACCAUGGCGUAAUGCCCAUGCUUGGAGCAUUCGAAGACAUCGUUCAUCUUGCGCCCGACAAUGAGGUCGUUCGUCGCGGUUAUGGCUAUGACGAACUAUACGGCCCUAUCGAUGUCCUCAAGUGCGGGAAUACGCAAGUAGCUCAGACUCUCGUAAGUCUGAUUGAAGCAAGCCUGAAUUCGGACCAUGCACCCAGUGGAGUCUCAGUCGAUGUCAAAUGGGAUCCGAAUGAUCGUGAAGCCGUCUCUCUACACUCUGGACUCUACUCAUUACUCUACAAUCUUUCCAUCCAGAAGUGUGGUUGUUUGAAGUCCCCUAAAGACCUGACGGUGACGCUCACCAGCGGGAAAGACAAAAUCAGAAACAAGCAUCAUCUUGAAAUUCGUAACGAAAACAGUCAUUUGCGCCUGAUUCGUGUUUCCAUAGAGGAAUACGAAGACUCGAUUUUCCCGCAAUUGGAACCUGGUAUCUUCGGUCCGCUUUUCGAUGCCUGUUAUCAUGGACAGUUUCACCAAAUAACACUUUCAGAUUGCGAGAUUGACAGAUCAGUGUUCGGAUUGUUGAAGACGCAUGCCAGAAGCUUGCGACAUCUGACAUUACACCAAAUCGUUUUCCACGACUAUGAGCCCGACGAUGCAGUCGAUCUAUUCCUUGUUCUCCGGGACGACCUCGCUUUGUACACGAUCGAUUUUGAAAGAUUCGCAUUUUCUAACAAGCAUAGCGCCCUUGAGAUGUUCCGUGAGGAUCAUGGCUAUCAACCAUUUUUCGGCUGUGGACAGGUUGUCGCUCUGCUCAGUGGUUUGAUAACGGUCACGAUGAUGGGAACGACGACGGCGAACAUCACGACUACGAAUACGAGGGGGAGGAUGAGUGGGAGGACGAGGGCGCGAGUGGAGAUGAUGACGGUGAUCACCGCGACUACGAGCAAUCGAACGAUUGAUUGUGAUAAGAUCCUAAUGGGUGUGGAAAGUCUACGCUUCUUAUGUCAAAACCAAAGGGACUGGCAGAACAGCGCUUUACCUCUAAAAUCUCAGCUAUUACAAGUCUUGCGCUUCUUGGAAGCCUUGACGUACUCAAUUAUGAGCGCAAGGCCCCUCGGCCGUUGCCUGAUGUUCGAGGACGCCACGUUCGAGAGCGGGGACUUGACUUUGUGGAGUGUUGCAAGGCAGCUCAAUUUCCUCAUAACCUGUUUUGUACGCUGAUCCGGGAUCCUCUCGGCGUUCAUUCGAUGGUUAUAUGAUGCCGCUCCUGUACUACAUUU
Messenger RNA from Aureobasidium pullulans EXF-150, 1713 nucleotides. RefSeq lists its product as uncharacterized. The transcript is spliced from 2 exons. The coding region runs from base 62 to 1654 and encodes 530 amino acids. Lineage: Eukaryota; Fungi; Ascomycota; Dothideomycetes; Dothideales; Saccotheciaceae. The record is from RefSeq and is a predicted model, not a curated record. Gene Ontology annotation, molecular function: protein binding.